Molecule: messenger RNA, 1152 nt
Organism: Anopheles aquasalis
Lineage: Eukaryota; Metazoa; Arthropoda; Insecta; Diptera; Culicidae
Cellular component (GO): extracellular matrix
Source: RefSeq, a predicted model, not a curated record
GUUAAUUAUCAACUGUGAACCACAAACAUUCGACCUAGCGCAAUGGCUGUGCGGUUGUUCUUUUUACUACAGGUUUUAAGUUGUUUGGCAGCAGUCACAGCCUCUCCAAUCGGUUGCAGCAUCCGUCACAAACUCCCGAUCCUCAGCGAACGGCAACCGUUUCCUUCAGUGUACAAAAUUGUUCGCGACCGGGCACGGGAACAACUGAGCAAUGAUACGCGAUACGAAGAGGUGUGCAUCAUCGCUAGCCUGACAAGGGGAAGUUUGAGCGUCAGACGAACGUUCCCUGCCCACCGAACGAUAGAGCUGUUCUAUCCGAUGAUCCCAUUCUUUGGACCCAACCUGUUUGCCCGCCUCAAUGCAACGACCGUUAGUCUCGAGCUGCGCAAGGGUACCAUCAGUGAGCUGUACUUCGGAUCGGCGAACCACCUGGAAAGCCUUAAGAUCAGUGACAUCGGGCUGAGCACGUUUAAUGUCGUGCCGGAAACGAACUCGAUUCUGCGCGCCCUUACCAUACACGAUCGCAAGCUAAGCACGAUCACACCCAACAUUCGCUAUCUGGAGGAGCUGCAGCUGUUGGAUCUUUCCGGUUGCUCGCUUACAGUGUUUGAUCUCGAGCUGGUGCAACCGAUGCGCUGGUUGACGGGGCUGAACCUGGCCGAAAAUCAGUUGGAACUGAUCGACACCGUUGAAGAUCUCGUUCUUCCCGAGCUUCUAAUGUUCGAUGUGCAGCAGAACGAUCUGCAAGAGAUCAACCGAUUCCCGGAGAUGUUUCCCGGGCUAAAGUUCACGAGACUCGUACAAAACGAUUGGAAGUGCGAUUGGGUCAGCCAGGUAAGGGCAACGAUAUGGGCCCGCAACAUUACGGUGCUUGGAUCCGACUUUGGGUGUGGUACGCGGCCCAACAAUGGUGGACUCUGUUGCACACCGGCAGAGCGAACUGAAGAACGCAUCGCAAUCACCAAAACGAUGCUUUCGGUGCUAGCCGAACUGGAGUCAUCGGGUAGUAGCAUGGGUACCGGGGGGGAAAGCAGUACCGACACACCGCUUCUGAAGGUAAAAGUGUUUGAAAACGAUACCAUCGAAGGAGUGAUCGGUGUUGAGAUGCAAAAUGUAAGCAUCUACUUGCAAGAGCCAGUUCGAGUUGUCUAG